UCUUUCUCGAACAAAGAAAAAGGAAAAAUAAAGGAGACAUGUCGAUCGAUUCUGCUGUUUCUAUUGCGUGGGAUGUCUUGAAGUGGGUAGUUGUUCCCAUCAAGCGUCAAUUCGGAUAUGUGAUCUCCUCCAAGAGCUACGCCAACGGUCUUCAGGAGGAAGUCCAGAAGCUGGCAAACGAGUCUCAGAGGGUCCACAUUCUUGCGGAAGUGGCCAGAAACAAUCUUCGGAUUUUCAACAGUGGCUUCACGGAGUGGCAGGCAAGUGCUGAGAUGGCCUUGGAAGAGGCGAAAGACCUGUCGGGCAAAUUUGAAGGGGCGAGCAAGAGUUGCUGCCGCGGGACUCUUCCCGACCCCGUUUGUCGCUAUCAGUUCAGCAGGAAGGCCAAGGAAAAGAUGGAGGCCCUCCGGCAACUAACUCGAAAAUGCAGUAAAUUCAAGGAACUGAAUGACAUCUCCUUCAGCCUUCCUGCUCCGGGGAAUGUCACUGCUCCAACUCCGGACAGGAGAGAGGGCAAAGAAAUCAUGCAGUCGACCACUGCGACGGCCUCUGCUUCUUCUGCCUCUACUGCUAUUAAGGACGAUGGUGUCUUCGAAUCCAGAGCUCAGAUCAUAAGGGACAUCAUGGACGCUCUUGCUGAUAAAAACAACAGUGCGGUCGGGGUUUCCGGGAUGGGCGGGGUUGGCAAGUCCACCCUUUUGGUGGAUGCUGAAAGGCAAAUAAGCGAAGAGAAGUCGUUUGAUUGGGUCGCUAAGGCCGACGUGUCGCAAAAUCCAGACAUCAAGACCAUUCAAGGAGAGAUUGCGGACGCCUUGGGCCUUAUUGACAUUAAGAACAAAGAGACUACCAGCGGGCGAGCGAAACUUCUGCACGAGAGGUUGAAAGACGAGGAGAGGAAGAACAAGAAGGUGCUCAUAAUACUGGAUAACCUGUGGAAGGGGUUGGACUUGAAAUCAGUCGGUAUUCCUUGCGGACAUGACAACAAGGUCAUAGGGUGCAAGUUGUUGUUGACGUCAAGAGAACGUGAUGUUUUGCGAACUGAAAUGGGCUGCGACAAGUACUUCCCCCUUGGUGAGCUGAAGGAGGAAGAGGCAAAAAGUUUGUUUGAGAGGCUGGUGGGAGACAAAGUUCAUGAUGACGGGUUCAAAUCCUUGGUGGAUGAAGCCCUCCACAAAUGUGCAGGUUUGCCUUUCCUUAUUGUCCAUAUGGCGAAAGUUUUUAAACGUGCUGAGUUAUCUGACUGUAAGAAUGCUUUGAAGCAAAUUAAGUUGUCUAAAAACGAAGGAAUCGGUGAGGUGAUAAAUGAGAGGUUGCAAUUGAGUUAUCACAACUUAAAAGACUCGGAGAAGUCAUUGUUAGCGCUCUGUGUUGCUUAUGGCACCUCUAAGCCCUCUUUCGAAAACUUGGUGAGGUACGCUGUGGGUUGGGGGCUCUUUCAAGAAGAUGACAACAUCGAAGAAGCUAGAGAGAGUUUGAGAUCAGGGAUUCGUGCUCUUCAAGACUCCUCCCUUCUGUUAGAGGAUGAAAAUGCUUAUGGUUUCAAGAUACACGACUUGGUUAGUGAGUUUGUUGCCUCGGUCGCUUCAAGAGAUCAUCCUCUUCUCGUUUUGAAAGAAAAAGAUAAGUUGUUAGUAGAAUGGUCAAAGGACAAGCUCAAAAGUUGUAGGGCAAUAUGCUUUCCCUACAUCGACAUGAAGGAGCUUCCUGAAGGGUUAGAUUGCCCCGAAAUGCGGAUCUUUUUGUUGUUCACAAACAAUGAAACUCUUAAAGUCCCGGAUUCUUAUUUCAACUCCAUGAGAAAACUCGUGGUCUUGCAUCUUUCUCGGGUGCGUCUCAGUCGUUCACCUUCGCCAUUUCAGUCCUUGGAGGACUUAUACACUCUCUGUCUAGAUGGUUGUUCGUUAGAUGAUGUAGCCAUGAUUGGCGAGCUAAAAAGGCUGCAUAUUCUUAGCUUUGUCAACUCCAAUAUUCAACGAUUGCCAAAAGAAAUCGGACAAUUGGUACAGCUGAAGUUGCUAGACUUAGACAAUUGCUCACGACUUGAGAUAAUUGAACCGGGUGUGCUCGAAAGCUUGACGAAUUUGGAGGAGUUGUAUAUGAAGAAUAGCUUUGAUCGUUGGAAUGCCAUAGAGCAAAUUCCUCCAACUAAUGCCAGGCUCAUUGAGUUGAACAAAUUGAAGAAUCUCUAUACUUUGCAUGUGUCCAUUCUCGAUCCGAGUGUGCUCCCGGAGGAUCUAAAUGUUGAGAAACUAACCAAGUACCAAAUCCGGAUAGGUGAUGUGCCAUGGUGGCGAACUCGCAAUGGAUCGAGCAUAUUGGAGCUUACGUUGGAUCCAAUAAGCGAUAUUCUUCAGAAAGGAUGCAUACAAACUUUAUUAGGGAAAACCGACGAUCUCUUCUUAGAUGGAUUAAACGGAAUUGAGCAGACUAUUUGCGUGUUAUCCCAAAAAGGUUUUUCGAAAUUAAAGCACCUACAAGUCAAGAAUAGUUCCUCCGUCCAAGACGUCCUCCAAUCUCCAUCACAUACGGAGUUUAAGAUGUUGGAGUCGUUACUUCUCGAUAACCUCAUCAACUUGGAAAAGAUAUGCAAUAGCCACAUCUCCUCCAAUUCCUUCAGUGCAUUAAAGGUAGUACGAGUUGAAAACUGCAACAAGAUGGGAGUUUUGUUUCCUCUUUCAUUGUUGAGAGAACUUCCACAGCUUGAAGAGAUGCGAGUUGUCGAGUGCCACUUAAUGCGGGAGAUUGUAGAAAUUGAUGAUAGUGGAAAAGUUGAGUUGCCAAAUUUGCGGGUAUUGGAAUUGCGUGACUUGCCAAAUAUAAAAAUUUUUGUCACCGACGGGACGGCUCCUUCAUGUAGUACAUCAAAUGACCAAGUUGGCCCUCAAAUUGCAUUCUUCAACGGGCAACAGGUUGCGUUUCCUAGCUUGGAGACAUUAUACAUCUCGAGUAUGGAUAGCAUUGAGACAAUAUGGGACAAUCAAGUUGCUGCGGAGUCUUUCUGCAGACUAAAAUCGCUCAGUGUUUAUGAAUGCAACAAGCUAGUGAACAUUGUUCCUUCUUACAUUCUUGGAAGGCUCAAGAGCUUGGAAAGUUUGGAGGUAGGAUCAUGUGAUUCGCUUGAAGUUGUUUUCAAACUGCAACCAUUGAGUCCUCUAGAUGGACAUCCCAUUGCUCGUUUUCCAUUAAAAAAGUUGAAGUUAUGGGGAUUAUCAAAGCUAAAGCAUGUAUGGGAUAAGGAACUUCACAGUCAAGUCAAAUUCCAGUGUCUUCAUUCCAUUACCGUUUCCAGAUGCGAGAGCCUCACCUCUCUGUUUCCAGCUUCAUUAGCUCGAGAUCUAAUGCAACUUGAGGAGUUGAAGAUCGAUGGAUGUGGUGGCAUUGUGGAACUCAUCGAGAAGGAAGGACUAGUUCCCAGGGAUGUGUUCCCUAAGUUAACCUCCCUCGAGCUUAACCAUCUACCAGAGUUGAAGUGCAUCUACACAGGAACACAUGCUCUACGUUGGCCGGCAUUGAAGACCUUGAAGAUGGAUGGCUGUAACAAAGUGGAGAUACUUGCUUCGCAACCUGAGAAUGAGAUGCCACUUCAUAAACAACCUCUCUUCUUGAUAGAAAAGGGCGCAUUCUCAAAUCUGCAAGAGUUAAAAUUAGAUUUAUAUGGAGGGAUGGAGAUAUGGCAUGGGCAUUCUCAUGAUGGAGAAUCCUUUUGCAAGGUUAGAGUUCUCGAGCUUCGUCAUUUCUCGAAGGAAUUUGCAAUGUCCACAUGUCGUCUUGUUCGGAGUUUAACCAACUUGCAAGAGCUGGUUGUACGCAAUUCUGAUAUAGAAGAGCUGAGCGACAUUGUGGAAGCCAAAGAAGGCCCAAGGCACGAGUUAAAAGUAAUACCACCAUUUUCCAGAUUUUUUCAACAUCUCAAGACUCUAGAUGUGUCAUUUUGUGAUGGGUUAUCAAAGAUGUUCACACCGACAAUAGCUGGAAAUUUGGUGGGACUCACGAAAUUGAGGAUAAGUAAAUGCAAAAUGUUGACAGAAGUCAUUUGUGACGAUGGAGGUGAGGAGGGGCUUGUGGUGGUUUUCAAUCAAUUGAAGUAUAUGGAGCUUGAUGGGUUGACGGGGUUGAGAUGUUUCAGCUCAAGUAAAUACGCUUUAAUGUUUCCACUCUUGGAAGAUGUCAUUGUGAGUGGAUGUCCCAGCAUGAAGUUCUUCUCUGAGGGACCAAUAAAUACGCCAAAGUUGGAGAGAGUACACGUCUCAACAGAAGCAUGGUUUUGGGAGGAAAACCUCAACAUCACCAUCCAAAAUAUGUUUAAAGAAAUGGUAUGCAUCGGUUAUCAAAUUCUGUGCAAUUAGAUGGUCUUGUUGCGU
Molecule: messenger RNA, 4361 nt
Organism: Rhodamnia argentea
Lineage: Eukaryota; Viridiplantae; Streptophyta; Magnoliopsida; Myrtales; Myrtaceae
Product: probable disease resistance protein At4g27220
Exons: 3
Coding region: 39-4346 (1435 amino acids)
Molecular function (GO): ADP binding
Source: RefSeq, a predicted model, not a curated record